Symbiodinium natans is the source of this 447-nucleotide messenger RNA. The record is from the annotation of a GenBank genome assembly. NCBI's taxonomy places the organism in Eukaryota, Dinophyceae, Suessiales, Symbiodiniaceae.
AUGGCUGCGGAGCCCGUGCUGUCAGUGUGCAGCAUGGUCUCUGGGGCAGUCGUUGCUGAACUGGAUGACGCUGCCUUCAAGGCCCUCUGCGCGCGUCCCGGUGGCGGGCUGCGCUGCCUCGCAGGGCACCUGCACGCUGCGACGGGCUGUCCGAGGUUUCGCCAACGGCUGUUUGCCGAAGGCACUCUCAUCACAGAUGAGUCAGAUCUGUCGCUGCCCUGCUCGCUCCAGCUAGUACUCUUGCCCCUUUGCACGGCCACGUCAAAGCAGCGGGAAGAGGUUGGCAAAGCCAUCCUGCUCCAGAAGGCCGACCUGGUGGAGGACCUCCUGUGGCAAUGCCACGACCCAAACAUGGUGGUGCCCCACGGCCGCAGCGCCCUUCACGCGCUGACGGUGGCGGCAUUGAGUGGCAGCCGUGGCUGCCUCAGCCUCCUACUGGAGGCCUAA